CAAUCAUUCAAACUGCCCUCUCCAUAAACAAGUGGAUCUACCAUACUAUAUAUGUCAGUCAUAAUGUUAUGGAAUAUCACACUUCAAUCAUUCAUUCAAUUCCUUAAUAGUCCUCGCCACUAGUAAAUCUAGCGUCAAGCAAAUAUGAAAGGAGGUGUCGAGCUGGUUUUCAUUCCGGGCCCUGCAGUUGGCCACCUUAUCGCCACCGUAGAAUUGGCAAAGCUCCUCCUCCAGAAAUGCCCCCGUCACGAUCUCUCCAUCUCCGUCUUGAUCAUGAAAGUUCCCUUCGAUUCCAAGCUUACCCUCUACAUCGAUUCUCUUGUUGCAGAGAAUGAGGGAUCCUCUUCCAGGCUGAAGCCUGUUCUUCUCUCUGCUUCGACCACGGCGGAUAACACCAAAUCGGUCACCUUUUUCCGUACCUUCGUCGAAUCUCACAAACAGAGCGCCAGAGAAGUCGUUAAAGAAAUCCAAACCAAGGCGAGUUUGGGUUCCGGCAGGCUCGCCGGCAUCGUUUUGGACAUGUUCUGUGUUGACUUGAUGGACUUGGCCGACGAGUUCGGAAUUCCGGCGUACGUCUUCUUCACCUCCGGCGCCGGCACGCUCGGGAUGCUCCUCUAUUUACAGAGUCUCAGAGACGAAGACGGAAAGGACGUCACCGAAUUCAAGGGUUCCGACCCAGACCUGGAAAUCCCGGUGUAUUCUAAACCUUAUCCGGCAAAGCUUAUUCCCGGAGUUGUGCUGGACAAGACCGGCGGCGGGGCGGAUAUGUUCCUUGAUUUUGGCAGGAAAAUCCGAGAGGCGAAGGGCAUAAUGGUCAACACGUUCUCCGAGCUUGAGGGGCACGCGAUGGAAUCUCUGUCCAAAUACAAGGGGAUAAAGAUUCCACCUGUUUACCCAGUGGGACCCAUACUGAACCUGCAAAGCGAUAAGAUCGGAGAAUCCGGCGAAGAGAUAUUGGAAUGGCUUAGCAGCCAACCGGAUUCCUCCGUCGUCUUCCUCUGCUUCGGAAGCGGCGGCAGUUUCCCGGAGCCUCAGGUGAAGGAGAUCGCGUCCGCACUAGAGCGGAGCGGCCACAGGUUCCUGUGGGCCCUGAGGAAGCCGCCGGCAAAAGGCGCGGUCUACCCCACCGACUUCAACCGCCCCGAGGAAGCCCUGCCGGAAGGUUUCUUGGAGAGGACGAAAGACAUCGGAAAAGUGAUUGGAUGGGCGCCGCAGGCCGCCGUGCUAGCUCACCCCGCCGUGGGGGGCUUCGUGUCGCAUUGCGGGUGGAAUUCGACUCUCGAGAGCGUGUGGUUCGGGGUUCCGAUGGCGACUUGGCCGAUUUACGCAGAGCAGCAGGCGAAUGCGUUCCAAUUGGUGACAGAUAUUGGAAUGGCUGUGGAUCUUAAGAUGGAUUACAUAAAAGAUUUUGAUUCUGAAGAGUUUCCUGAAGCUGUGAAAGCAGAGGUGAUAGAGGCAGGAAUCAGAAAGCUUAUGGACAACCCUUCUGCUUCUCCUACCAGAAUAAAGGCUCAAGAACUUAAACAGAACAGCAGAGAGGCUAUGGAGGAAGGUGGCUCGUCUUUUAAUUUUCUUCAGUCGUUUUUCGAUCAAGUCUUCAACAACCUCAAGUAGUAGUAUCUAGUGAGCUCUAUGAAUGUGUUAGAUUUUGUGUAUUUUUAUUUAUUUCCCAGUUUCCAAUACCAACGUUUAAUUCGCACAGUUGCAUUUAUUAACGCAAAGGUUUGAAAUUUGUGAGAUUCUAGCAAAUCUUAACAUUCAAAUUGGUGGGCGAUCUUGUUUUAAAUUCUCAAUAGAGCUAAUGAAUUGAUGUGUUAAAUUACAGAAAAAAAAAG
Cuscuta epithymum is the source of this 1835-nucleotide messenger RNA. Lineage: Eukaryota; Viridiplantae; Streptophyta; Magnoliopsida; Solanales; Convolvulaceae. The record is from the annotation of a GenBank genome assembly.